Molecule: messenger RNA, 5819 nt
Organism: Galeopterus variegatus (Sunda flying lemur)
Lineage: Eukaryota; Metazoa; Chordata; Mammalia; Dermoptera; Cynocephalidae
Gene: GAB2
Product: GRB2-associated binding protein 2
Exons: 9
Coding region: 34-1950 (638 amino acids)
Source: RefSeq, a predicted model, not a curated record
AAGAAACGCUGGUUUAUCCUGCGGAGUGGCCGGAUGAGCGGUGACCCUGAUGUUCUGGAAUAUUACAAGAAUGAUCACUCCAAGAAGCCCCUACGGAUCAUCAACCUGAACUUCUGUGAGCAAGUGGAUGCAGGCCUGACCUUCAAUAAGAAGGAACUGCAGGAUAGUUUUGUGUUUGACAUCAAGACCAGUGAGCGCACCUUUUACCUGGUGGCUGAGACAGAGGAGGACAUGAAUAAGUGGGUCCAGAGCAUCUGCCAGAUCUGUGGCUUCAAUCAGGCUGAGGAGACUACAGACUCCCUGAGAAACAUUUCCUCAGCCAGUCACGGCCCCCGCUCUUCUCCAGCUGAGCUCAGUGGCUCCAAUCCACAUCUUCGAGAACGAAAAGCCUCAGCCCCAUCGCACUCCAGCCAACCAACUCUGUUCACAUUUGAACCCCCUGUGUCAAACCACAUGCAGCCCACCUUGUCCACCAGUGCGCCUCAGGAGUAUCUCUACUUGCACCAAUGCAUAAGCCGGAGAGCAGAAAAUGCAAGGAGUGCCAGCUUCUCUCAGGGCACCAGGGCCUCAUUUCUCAUGAGGAGUGACACAGCUGUACAAAAACUUGCCCAGGGCAAUGGACAUUGUGUCAAUGGGGUCAGUGGUCAAGUCCAUGGCUUCUAUAGCCUUCCCAAGCCAAGCCGGCACAAUACAGAAUUCAGAGACAGUACCUACGACCUCCCCCGGAGCUUGGCCUCCCAUGGCCACACCAAGGGCAGCCUUACAGGCUCUGAGACAGAUAAUGAGGAUGUGUAUACCUUCAAGACGCCCAGCAACACCCUGUGCCGGGAGUUUGGGGACCUCAUGGUAGACAAUAUGGACGUUCCAGCCACCCCACUGUCAGCAUACCAGAUCCCUAGGACAUUCACGCUGGACAAGAACCACAAUGCCAUGGCAGUGGCCACUCCUGGGGACUCAGCCAUAGCUCCCCCACCCCGGCCCCCUAAGCCAAGUCAGGCAGAAACACCUCGAUGGGGCAGCCCUCAGCAGAGACCUCCAAUCAGUGAAAAUAGAUCAGUCUCUAUUGCUGCCACCAUCCCCAGGCGCAAUACCCUUCCUGCAAUGGACAACAGCCGACUUCACCGAGCUUCUUCCUGUGAGACCUACGAGUACCCCCAGCGUGGGGGGGAGAGUGCAGGCCGGUCAGCUGAGUCCGUGAGUGAUGGAAGCAGUUCUUUCCUGCCAGGGAAAACAGUUGUGAGCCGAUCGGAUAGCACCAAUUCUGAAGACAACUAUGUGCCCAUGAAUCCAGGUUCCUCCAGCCUGCUGGCUAUGGAACGAGCAGGUGAUAAUUCCCAAAGUGUCUACAUCCCCAUGAGCCCAGGGCCCCAUCACUUUGACUCGCUUGGCUACCCAUCCACAGCCCUUCCUGUGCACCGAGGCCCCAGCCGAGGAAGUGAGAUCCAGCCACCCCCUGUUAACCGCAACCUCAAACCUGACCGGAAAGCAAAGCCAACACCACUUGACCUGAGAAACAACACCGUCAUCGAUGAGCUCCCCUUCAAAUCACCUAUCACCAAGUCUUGGUCUAGGGCCAACCACACCUUCAAUUCCAGCUCCUCCCAGUACUGCCGCCCCAUCUCCACGCAGAGCAUCACGAGCACGGACUCAGGAGACAGCGAAGAAAACUACGUCUCCAUGCAAAACCCGGUGUCUGCAUCUCCCAUUCCCAGUGGCACCAACAGUCCAGCACCUAAGAAGAGCACUGGCAGCGUCGAUUAUCUGGCCCUGGACUUCCAGCCAAGCUCCCCAAGUCCCCACCGCAAGCCAUCCACAUCAUCUGUCACUUCCGACGAGAAGGUAGACUAUGUUCAGGUGGACAAGGAGAAGACCCAGGCCCUGCAGAACACCAUGCAGGAGUGGACAGACGUGCGGCAGUCCUCGGAGCCUUCCAAGGGCGCCAAGCUGUGACAAGAGGGCCUCCAGGCCCAGGGAGGGGCCAGGUCUCCAGAGCUGGCUCCCCAUCCCUCCUCUUCCUUGCCCCCCUCCCACCUCCUCUCCCCUCUGCCACUAUUGGCCUUCAAAGCACUUGACAUCAGGGACCCUGAACCCUUCCCCUGAUCGAGGCACUUCCUCUGCCCACUCGGGGCCCACCUGCGAUUUUUAUCAGUAAUGGCCAUUCCUCAAUCACCCUAGUUAGGAGCUAUUGCCAAAAAGCAUCCUUCAGCCUCUUCCUGUCCUGUAGACCUGACUGUCUACCAGAUGGUUGGAGGGAGGGUUUGGGGCUCUGAGCCAGACUCUACACCUCACAUUUGGUCCUAGCCCUCAGCCCUCUUCCCUCUGGCCACUGGGCUACCUCUCUUUCAGUCCCAGAAUAAGACAAGUCGUCUUGCUGACCCAGAGAGCCAAGGACCAGCAGACCAAAGUGGACAUGGACUUUUUCAUCCCUGUUUUUCUUGGCAGUCAAGAAGCAAUGCCACCAAAAGAUGAAACAGUCGAGAAGGAAGAUCAGAGGUGGUCUUGAGGGGCAAAGGAAACGGAUUCCCAGUGUAGAAGUGCAAUCAGCACCUGCAAGGGUCCCCUACUUUCAGGCCAAGGCCAUGGCAGGGCAGCUACUGUGGAGUAGGAGAGGCAGAAGGACGAGGACAAGAAGAAGGGAAAGCUGAUGAUGAUGGGCACUCAGAACAAGAAGGAACAGUGCUUGGAGCUCAGGAGAUUAGGGUGACAAGGACACUUGGGGUCAGGGUCCCAGAACUCUGGAGCUACAGGAUCAUUCUGCCACUCUCUGAUGAGGUCACUCGGGGACAGAGGAUAGUCCUCUUCCCCAACACCAUCGGAGGGGCCCACACCAUGCUGGAGAAGCUUGGAUGUGCCGUGGGAGUGCCAGCACAGGGGGUGGGGAUGGGAGGGAGGGAGCAUGGUGUGGGUGGAGGUGAUACAGGGACUGACAGAGACCCUGGGACAGUAACAGGCUGGGCAGAGGCCACAGUGGGGAUGGUGCAGCAAGUGAGUUUCUGUGAGGUGGGCAUGUAGCAGCGGAGGGCACAGAGGUAACCUAGUGCAGUGCCCACAGCCGUGCAGGGGACACAGGAUGGAGCAGAACAUGAAGGGUGGGAGAAGCCAUGUGCCUGGCAUGUGACAGGAGGCCAUCCCCAGGAUGAAAGGAGGGCAGGUAACGCAGAAUCAGGGAGAAAGUGGAGCAGAGUCAAGCCUCGAGGGUGACAUAGGGGUGUGGCUGGCAGCUUGUUUCAGGGCCCAGGGCAGGAACAAGACCGGUCCACGGUCUUUUCUCAGCUUAUCUCACCCUCUGCUGCUCUCUAGCAUUCCAGGUGCCAUGUUGGACUCAAACUUGGCUGCAGGGACCUCAGAUCAGCAGGGUAGGAGGUAGGGCAUUGCCCAAGGCUCUUUCUCCUAAGCCUAGGGAGGGGGUAUCUGAAUUGUUUAUGUUGAAGGUUCUUGACCAAAUUUUCAAGAGUCUCAGAGGUCCCAGGGCAGAUCAAAUAUUUCAUCCUACCCUGGAGCGAAAAGACCUUCUUCCACCAAAAAAAAAAAAAAAAAAAGGACUUCCCACCAUGUUUGAUGCGGGUGGCUGCGACUCCCUUUCAGCUCCUGUGAGCAUGCACACCUCACCAGACCAACGGUCUGGCCAUUCCCUACAAACUCCCAUCCUGGGAGGAGUUGUUUCCUCAACAGAAGCUCCUCUCCUCCUAGCAUCAGUUCAAAUCAACUCAAGGAGCAUCUAUUAAUGGCUGCUGUGGCCAAGCCCUGGACUUGAGCACUGAGAACACAGGAAUUAAUCAGAACUUGUCCCUGAACUAGAGAAGGUCACAUUAGGUGAGGAAAAGGACAAGGACACAAGACAGUGGUGACGGUCACAAGGGAGGAUAAAAUGCUGAUGGGGUGCAGAGGAAGUAAAGACAACUUCUCAGGGAGGCUGGCGCCAUAGGCAGGAGGUGGAGAUCAGGGAAGGUGUUUCCUAGGAAGAGGUGCCUGAGGUAGGCCUCAGAGGAGGACAGGUCAGAUUACAGGGAAGGAGGACAGGAUGUGGGUCCAGUGGAAGGAGGAGGGAGAUAUUUAGAAAGCCUCGUGCUAUGGAACAAAAGACUUUUGGGGGUGUCCAGCCACUCAGAAGUGCUGGGGCCAUGCCUCAGUGUUCCCACAGGUGUAGUAGUAGUGGUGGCUGUGGCUGCACCCGUUUGCAGGGUGCUGGUUCACUAUGCCCAGCCCUGUUUCUCUUUAAAGCCCUCUACAAGGGGUCUCUAUGGCAGGCAGAUGGACCUUUAGCCACUGCCAACCGUCUGCCCCCAGCAGACUACAAGUGGGCCCAGGUGUUGAUGCUCUCCAUUUCCAGCAGCCUCCCCUGUUGACCCCAGGGUGCCAUAAACCUGUUAGCAUGUUCUGAAUGUCCCAGGAUGUGAAAGAAACUGGAUGGAGUCUUCAGAGACUGAGGUGUUCAACUCUAAUCCCAAGGAGACUUCCUUACAACUCUUGGUUCCCGUGACUACCACAACCCUCAGGUGGAAGUGGGGGUAAAGAGGGAAGGAAGGACAAGAGAAAAGGAUAUCGGCCUGUUGAACGUAGAGCUCUCUGGUUCACAAACCCCAAACUACCAGCUGUGUCGAGCAUGUACCCACCUCUCCCCACAAAGGGUAAAGUGAACUCAAUUUAAAGAAUUGGUCCAUUGGCCUAUCCGUGGGACAGAGUCCACCUCUCCUAGUGGCCUGGCAAGGACAGAGAGCCCAAAAUGGGGAUGCUUUUCAGCCAGCUUAACUCACACAGGACUUGUCCUGCCUGGGGCUCUCCAAAGGAGCCUUCUUCACCCACGUCCAGCUCCACCCUCUGCAAGGUUAAAGAAAAGCUAAAUGAACAACGAGAAAAGAAAAUGGUGUCUCCAUAGGACCUUGGUUUGCUUGUCUGUGAAACGGGUGGUUGGAUGAGAUGGUCUCUGAGGUCCCUUCCAUGGCUGAGGCUCAUCUGCUUUAAGAGGGAACUCCCUGCCUUGUAAGUUCUCUCCAAGGCCUGGAUUGGCAUGGAGCAAAAGCACCCAGAGCAUAAGCCAAUUAACCCAGUCCUCUCCCCAGCUUGAUUUUGGAGAAUUGUACAUUUGAAAACAUUAAAAUAUGCCCUAUUCCUAGGACAGAAGCACAACCAUUCUGAAGUUAUUGGCACAUGGGCUCAACUCUCAUCUGUCCUUUGGCCCCUUUACCUGGGGCUAGUCUCAGCCUGAUCAACCCUACCCACACCCCUUUGCUAGAGCUCUGCAAGGGUGUAGGACCAGAGAGAAAUUAGCACUUCUUCCGUCCAGGCCUUCAUCUGUAAAAUGUGGGGAAGAGGCUAACUUCCUGGGCUCUAAAGCCCCUCUGAAGAGGGCCAUUUUUCUGGGGCUCACCAAGGUCUCUGUGGCCUGCCCACUGGAGAUUCAGGCUGUCCUGUGAUAGCUGGUGGUGUGUGUUCUUGUAUUCGUUGGCUACUUGUGUCUUGAAAUUUAGAAUUGUUUCUCACAGAGUUGUUGCUAUUUGUCAGGAAGAGAAAAUGGGCUAGAAGAAGCCCAAUCUUAAGUCAUUGUCUUGUUACCAUUUAAAAUUGACAUUUAAUUUUUCAAAUCAUUGUUGGUGCCUAAUCACUUAAGUUAUUAAUUUAUUUUGUUUUCUUUAAAAAAAAAAAAGUUUGUAACAUAUUUAUCCUGUGAGUAGGUCUGGGAGUGGGUGGGGGGAAACAGUGUUCAAGUGGGUCAUGUUUUUGCUGUGGUGACACAUGGUACAGGCCUGGAGCUUGCAGGUCCCUUUUUACUAUGGUGUUGCAGCAGGACGACAAUAAAGUCCAUUAGAAAUUCAACCAGA